UACGAUAUUUCAGUCUCCACUUCCAUCGCCUUCCCUCCGCAAGGUGGAUCGUUCCUCGUCCGUCUGCCUUUAUCAGAAAGGCAGCACUUUGCAUCUUCUCUUUCCCUUCCUUCGAUUCCUGAUAUUCCUGGUGUAUCCUCACCUGCCAUAGUGAUCAGACUGUCCUCUCAUCUCAGAACACAGGAGCUGGAAGACAACACUUACCAGGCCUGUUAACACUUUUGAAUUCUCCCUAUCCGGCGCAGUACCCGCUAUGGCAGACAUCGACGAAAAGACAAUGCACGCCCUGCGUAAGGCGUUCGCGACAUUCGACAAGACUAAGAAAGGCUACGUAGAAGCCAAGGACCUGGAGGGUAUCUUGAACAACAUGGGCACUGCCUUCGACCUGGAAGACCUCAACGAGACCAUCAAAAGAGUCGACAUUGAUCACGACGGAAAGAUCAACUUUGACAAAUUCGUCAUUAUCGCCUCCAACUUCCUGCAGGAGGACGACGAGGAGACUAUCACCAACGAGCUCAAGGAAGCAUUCAGACUCUACGACAAGGAAGGCAACGGCUACAUCACGACGCAGACGCUGAAGGAGAUCCUCAAAGAGCUGGAUAACAAACUCUCGGAGAACGACCUUAACGAUAUCAUCGAAGAGAUCGACGAGGAAGGCAAGGGAAAGGUCGACUUCGAAGGCUUCAGAGAACUUAUGAUCUAGCACCUUCGUCGGGUACUGAAGGACCUCCAGGGCAGGUCCUGGUGGAGGCAGUAACGGCUCAUCUCGUACCGUAUCUAAUACAAUUGAUUAAAGAAAGAAUAAAAUAUAGAUGUGUGUGCACGAGCGCUACACUGGAACACUUGAGUAGGCUUCCCAUAUAUUCAUAAUGUACUCGAAAACGUAGCCGCGAAGUAACUAGUGUAAAUUAAAGAGACAUUUCAUGUGCAUAAAAAAUAUUAAACUUUUAUUAAUUCUGUUACACAAUAUUAAAUUUUCCUAAUUAUAUUCAAAGGUUUGACUAAAAGUUCAAAAUACACACACACAAAAAAAGGAAUAAACAUCGAUAGUUUAAAUCGGGAAAAACAUUGUACAAAUAUCAUCAUAAGUUGAUUUUUUAGUGUAAAUAAUGAAUAUGAAAAUAACAAUGAAAAGUAAUUAUUGACUUAUCUACCAAUAUAUACCUAUGUGCUUAACAUGUAUGUGAUUUUACAACAGUGUCAGCAGAUAAGAAUUUUUCAUUGGAUUUUGAAUUUCAUAUUGUCUCUCAAUAUAAAUAUCAUCGAAAAUUACCUUUCGGUGAUUUUUUCUCCAGCUUUAAUGGUGACAGUCACAUGAGAACAUAACACAAAUAUAUACCUUAUGAUCAUUGCUUAUUCUUUUCCCAAGGUCAAAUCAUGAUAAGUUUCCUACCGAUGAUACGAUCUUUAUCUUUUUUUUUAUUGGGUUGUUCAAGUUUCUAGCGCGUAGCGUAUGACCUAAAUGUCUGUGUUAAGUUUUGCAUUUGAGUUUACGAUGUACAGAACUGAACAAUAUGUUGUUAACCAGUAAAAUAAAUAUAUUUUUAUUUUUUAAAUCCUUUUCCUGGUAAAUUACUGGCAUAAGAGCUACCCUCAAGGCGAACGUAUUUUCCCAAUUACGUUUGAUAUCAUUGAACUUACUACCUUUAACAUUUCUCCACCUUUAAAUAAAAACGAUCUGGAAUGAAUAAAAAGGGCAAACAAAAGCUAAACUGUAGUUUUUGUAUGCAGAAGGAAAAUUAAUUUGCGAAAACAGGCAUAUUGAGGCAAUAUGUAUGACGCUUAAAAGGAGAAUCGCCUUGACCUUUGUCAGUUUCUUCGUGGUAAACUUUCAGUGAAAAAAUGUCAUCAAAACUGAAUAAUGUGGCUGAGGCUACACUUGCCAGUGUAGCGUCACGCCUAGUAAGAAGCUGGGGAGUGAAUCACUGUUGAGUGCUAAGCAGAGACGGAAUGUGCGAGAGCAAUCUACAGCUCAUUUACUGGUGCACUGCAAAGUGCAAGCGAGAAAAACUUCACAUUAAAUGGUGCACAAUAUUUCUCUUAGAGUGGGCUAUAUAGACUACAAAAAUAUGAUGAAAGUGGGAGGAGAUAGAGGCAUAUUUAUUCAUCUGAUUCCUGGCAACUACAGUAGCAGCAACAUGGCGCCCAUAUUCAAUUCUUUAAGCACAUGAACAUAAGCUCCCACAUGGCUGUGGAAGGCAGGUUCUGGCAGUCCAAAUUAAUUGCUGUUAAAGAUUUUGUUAAUACUGUGGCCGCUAUAUGGAGUGGAUAUAAACUGUUUUUAUUA
This is a messenger RNA of Cherax quadricarinatus, 2287 nucleotides long. RefSeq names its product troponin C. Lineage: Eukaryota; Metazoa; Arthropoda; Malacostraca; Decapoda; Parastacidae. The record is from RefSeq and is a predicted model, not a curated record. Gene Ontology annotation, molecular function: enzyme regulator activity; calcium ion binding.